Molecule: messenger RNA, 2550 nt
Organism: Trichoderma asperellum CBS 433.97
Lineage: Eukaryota; Fungi; Ascomycota; Sordariomycetes; Hypocreales; Hypocreaceae
Biological process (GO): phospholipid catabolic process; phosphatidic acid biosynthetic process; intracellular signal transduction
Cellular component (GO): intracellular membrane-bounded organelle
Molecular function (GO): D-type glycerophospholipase activity
Source: RefSeq, a predicted model, not a curated record
AUGGCCGCCUCCGGGCCUGCGCAGAGUGGAGGCCAUCACGGCUUACAGGGCUUCGUGGACCACUUAAAAGACAAACUCCAUGAUACGAAGCUGUACGAUGUCAAGGUCGCCGUAUCACAUAAGAAGCAUCAGAUUGGUAAAUUUGGAAACCUGUUCAACAAAGAUCAUCGCCACGAUGAAGAGCACGAGGUCCGCUGCGACGAAAAGAGAACCCAAAUCUGCGACUCUCAUCGCUUCCGUUCCUAUUUUCCCGAGAGGGAUGGCAAUCUUGUCAAGUGGUACAUAGAUGGACGAGACUACUUCUGGGCCGUAUCCGUUGCAUUGGAGCAGGCCAAAGAGUCCAUCUACAUUGAAGACUGGUGGCUUUCGCCAGAGCUGUUCAUGAGACGACCACCUCACCAAAAACAAGAGUACAGACUAGACCAGAUUCUGAAGCGAAAAGCGGAAGAAGGGGUCAAAAUCUUCGUCGUCGUUUACAAGGAGGUCGAAGCCGCUCUGACUUGCAAUUCGGAACACACCAAGCAUGCCCUGCAAGCUCUCUGUCCGGAGGGCACUCCAGGAUACAACAACAUCAAAAUCAUGCGGCAUCCGGACCACAAUGUUCUAGAAAACGCGGCAGACAUGACAAUGUACUGGGCCCACCACGAGAAAUUUGUCGUUAUUGACUAUUCUAUUGCUUUCAUUGGCGGUCUAGAUCUCUGCUUUGGCCGGUGGGACACUCGCACUCACCCACUUUCAGAUGUUCACCCAGAUGAAGUGACUGCAGAGAUUUGGCCAGGCCAGGACUUUAACAACAACCGAAUCAUGGACUUCAAAAAGGUACAGGACUGGCAGAACAAUGAGGUCAGCAAGGCAGAUUAUGGUCGCAUGCCGUGGCACGACGUUUCCAUGGCUGUCAUCGGCCCUUGCGUCCUUGACAUAGCCGAGCAUUUCGUUCUACGAUGGAACUUUGUCAAACGAGACAAGUAUAAACGUGAUGAGAGAUUCGACUGGAUUGUUCUCGAGGGCCGUGAAGGCGAAGAUGAAGACUUGGUUGGAGUGCAGCGGCCAAAGUAUCCGAUGGGAGACUACGUCAAGCAUCCUUUAACCCCUGUAAGCACCAAGAACCUGCUCAAUCGGGGCACUGUCCAUGCACAGGUAGUGAGAUCUAGUGCCGAUUGGUCAAGUGGAAUUUUGACGGAUCAUUCCAUUCAAAACGCAUAUUCAGAGAUCAUUGCUACCGCGGAACACUACGUCUACAUUGAGAACCAAUUCUUCAUUACUGCUACUGGCGAGCACCAAUCUCCAAUCCACAACACGAUUGGAAGGGCCAUUGUUGAUGCCGUAGUCCGUGCCGGAAAGGAGGGUCGAAAAUUCAGAAUCAUCAUCGUCAUCCCUGCCAUCCCAGGAUUUGCGGGUGAUCUUCGUGAUAAUGCUGCGUCUGGCACAAGAGCCAUCAUGGAUUACCAGUACAAGUCAAUAUGUCGAGGGGAGCACUCCAUCUUUGAACAAAUCAAAGCCCAAGGAGUGGACCCCACCAAGCACAUAUUCUUCUUCAACUUGAGAUCGUAUGAUCGCUUGAAUAAGACUCCUGCAAUCGCUGAAGCGGAGGAGAAGACGGGCAUCAAAUACCAGCAGGUCCAGCGUGUCCUCGCCGAAGACAUUAUGAGUGAAGGAAUUCACGGGACAACGGAUCCAAUAGAAAACGAAAGGGAUAACCACAUGGGCCAAGAGCACGAGAAAGAAAAGGCUCAUAAUGAAGCCCUACAAGCAAAGGAGACAUUUGAGAAAGCCAAGCCAAAGGAACAAGUCCAGACCGCAACUACUGUUGCGCAUCAUGCCAUGGCUGGCCAACCCCCCUUGGAACACGAGGUUUGGCCUGAGUCAGAUCCAUCAUCUGAGAUAAAGAACUGGGUUCAGGAGGAGCUCUACGUACAUGCCAAGAUACUCAUUGCCGACGACCGAGUAGUGAUUUGCGGCUCAAGCAACCUGAACGAUCGUAGUCAGCAAGGAAACCAUGACAGUGAAUUGAGUAUCGUCAUGGAAGACACAAAUAUCAUUCGAACCACCAUGAAUGGAAGACCGUUUGAAGCAGGGUACCACGCAGCGACCUUGCGGCGGAUGCUCUGGCGAGAGCACCUCGGUCUUCUCCCUCCGCAAGAAUUUGAUGCCAAUAACGAUAUCAAUGCAAUGCCACCGAGUGUCGAGCCCAAGAACAACGUUUACGAUGAUGACGACAGUUGGAAUUUUGUAGAAGAUCCCCUGGGUGACGAACUGUGGGAUAUGUGGACAAGUCGGGCAGACCGAAACACCGAACUCUUCCGCCAACUAUUUCACGCCGAUCCGGAUAAUAACAUCAAAACCUUUGAUGAUUACAAUCGUUUCCUUCCGCCUAUGGGUGUUAAAGCUGGCCACAUUUUCGACCAGUUCAUGCCGCCUGAGGAGGCGAAGAAGAAACUGGCAGAGAUCAAGGGCCACCUGGUGUGGAUGCCGAUGGACUUUCUGAAGGAUGCGGAGAUGGCUGAGCGGGGUCUUCAGGUCAAUGCUUGGACGGAGAGUGUGUAUACUUGA